Molecule: messenger RNA, 2994 nt
Organism: Guillardia theta CCMP2712
Lineage: Eukaryota; Cryptophyceae; Pyrenomonadales; Geminigeraceae
Exons: 13
Coding region: 1-2994 (997 amino acids)
Source: RefSeq, a predicted model, not a curated record
AUGGAAAGCGGCGAGGAGGACGCGAAGGAGCAAGAGCAGGAAGAUCUUGAGCCCUUGAGCAACAAGAUCAAGACUGAGGUUUAUGAACCUGACCAGCCUUCGGUCUUAGAGGAUUAUCCAUCGGAGAGAUUGCCCUUCCUUGCCGAUCGGCUGCUACAAACAGCGUCGGUGUCGCCAGAGCUCCUCGCCGCCAUCGCUGACCAAGGCGCGGAAAUCCCACGAGUCUUGUAUGAGGGAUCGCAAGUCAUGCAGUACUUGACCCAUGACGCAUCCAACCCCUCCAGGAUGUGGGCGCUGGGGCUGUUGGGGGAGGUGCUGGACUCUCUGGUGCUCUGCCCGGUGGAGUCGAAGCGAAGCUCGACGAGGACGGUGCGGAUAGACGUGCAGACGUGCGAGGGGAGGGGCGACAACCUGGUGAAGUCCUUCGAGUUCUUCAGCGACGGGGUCGCCAUGGACCUGCCCCAGGUCAAGAGAUUCCUCGACAGCGGAGCAAGUGAGAAUGACCAGCUGGUGUUGGAGCUGGAGGGAAGCAACAUGUUCCAAGAGCUGGGGUGCAGGUGGAGCCUCGACUGGCCGUUCCCCUCCAUCCGGCCGAUCGUCAACCUCUGUCGAUCAUGUCUGAUCCUGACCUGCGACAGUCCCGGGAGGUUCUUGGUUGCGCUCUACCAGGCAGAGCUCAACGAUAAAGGCUACCUUCUUGUUCCUAUCGUGCAGCUGCAGGACGGUACUCCGGUGCCGGGAGGAGAAGGAGGGGAGUGGAUGAUCGGCAAGACUGUGAGGGUUCGAGGGGAGGACGGGGAGAGCUGGCGGGAGGGAAGGAUCGAAGAGCUAUGUCAGGACGGUUUCAUGGUGAUCUUCGGAGACAGAGAUGAGAAGGCUGAGGGGGAGAGGAGAGAACGUGUGAGCUUCUAUCAAUCAGCAUGGCAGCUUGCUACAAAGGAGGAGGAGGAAGAGGGAGGGAGGUCGGAGGACGGCUGGUGGUCGCCUUGCGAAUUUUCAUGGCGAGUGAUCUGGGAGCGACUGUCUGACGCGACCAAGUUCAAAGUACAUGACUGGACGCACAGCAGCCUGACGGGAACGUGGCUGAUCCUCGACGAGCUGAUCCUGGAAAGUUUCCUGAGCGAGACCCAGGAGGCCGGGUCCUCUUCCGACUCUUCGUCGUUGGGCUGGGACGUCACCAUCGUCGACGCCGACUACCUUAAGCAGUGCGUGUGCAGUGGCUGGAUGACGGAGGAGCACGGGAGUCUCCCGGUGCUGACGUCGCUCAGCUCUCUCCUGCAGGUGCUGUACAAGAGCAGGCAGGUGGACAUCAUGCUGUUGGGGCAGCGGAUCAAGAGAAGAAGCCUGCUUGCUAUGGUUGAACAUCCCAAGAACUUCUCGAUUGACGUUCAAGUGCCGUCCAAGGAUGACUCGUCCCACGGCUAUCAGCGCGUGUCCAUCACCCUCGGGCUGAGCCAGGCAGCCAAGGAAGGGAGCGGGCAGGCGAUGACGGGGUUCUUCGUGUACGCGAGCAAGAGGCUGCUCAUCCCAUUCCUUCAGCUCUCUGUCCAGAAAGAUCGGGUUGGUCGAGGCGUCAUCGGCCUCAUUGAGAUGGAACAUGUCUUCUCCUUCACAAUGACAAAGUGGGUUCUGGUAGGCAAGUUUGUCGAGCAGAGCAUGUUCGAAUAUCUCCAUGACCUCUUCGCGUCCCAUCCUGAAAGGUUCGACGGCGUCGAACCCAAGACUCCAUCCUCGCGCUCGGGUUUCUUCCGGUACAGGAAGCUGAGGAAGCAGCUGAAGGAGGUGAAGGACGACUCCCGCUCCAAGAACGCUUCUCCCCAUCCCGCCACUAGCGACAAGGAUGACGCGCUGUCCCCGAAGCGGCAGAGGAGGGUGGUGGAGCCGCCAAUGAAGUACAAGUUCGAGGAGGAGCACUUGGAGCAGAUUGAGACGAGGAAGAGGAGGCGAUCGGACCAGGGGAGGGGAGACAGGUCGGGGAAGAAGGGACCGUUCAGCAGAGGACAGAAGGUGUGGGUAAGAAACUCGUCGGAACUCUGGCCCCUCAACGCGGCCAAGGAGCUGAUCAAGACGAUCACUGCUGACGUUCUCUCUAGCGGGCGGAUCCCCCCGCAGGUAGAGAGGAGAGCAGCUGACGAGGAGGUUGACGAGGUUCAGGUGGGGACUGUUACGUCGGAUGUCUUGCGGGGAGCGGUGGAGGUGACUCUGGUGGACUCUGAUGACGUCAUCAAGUGCAGGCUGAGCAACGUCUCCUCCUACCGGCCUGGUAGUUCUCCUCCUCCUGUCGAUUUCUCUGCCCCGCCUUCGAGUCGACCAGCAGCGACGGCGAGCGCGAGCUCGACCCAGAGCAACAGUACGAGCAAGUUGUCGGAGAAGAGGGAGGACAUAAGGACGUUUGUCGACAACCUUGCGUGCAACCUCCUUCCUCAGCAGGAGCAGGAGCAGGAGCAGGAGCAGGAGCAGGAGCAGGAGCAGGAGCAGGAGCAGGAGCAGGAGCAGGAGCAGGAGCAGGAGCAGGAGCAGGAGCAGGAGCAGGAGCAGGAGCAGGAGCAGGAGCAGGAGCAGGGGCAGGAAACGAAGCAGCACAGCAGUGAAAUGGAAUGGCAGGCAAACUCCCUGGUCGAGAUGUUCUGCAACCUCGACCCUUCAGCGGAGGAUUUCGUCUCCUUCAAAUCCGCCGCAGCUUCUCUUGCUCCUCCUGCGCCCCAACCAGGAGAGGAGGUUGAAGAGUCUGCCACCGCAUCGCAAGAGAUCGAGUUUGCAAGAGAAACUGAACUCAAGGACAAGAUCUCUGCUCUCGGAAAGCUGCACAGGAGCGUCGUGCUGGGCUGGGAAAAAGAUUUGGAUCAGCUCCAGAUGGUUCAGAAGCAUCAGAAGAUCCUGACUGGAAUGCUCUGCGAGAUGUACGCAAGGAACUCUCAAGUUCUCAACGAGCAGGAGGAGGUCCCUGCUGCUGCUGGGCAGCUCGAGAGCAGCUCGAGCAAGACAGGGCAGUAG